Molecule: messenger RNA, 2981 nt
Organism: Cynara cardunculus var. scolymus (artichoke)
Lineage: Eukaryota; Viridiplantae; Streptophyta; Magnoliopsida; Asterales; Asteraceae
Product: protein NBR1 homolog
Exons: 7
Coding region: 212-2758 (848 amino acids)
Molecular function (GO): protein binding; zinc ion binding
Source: RefSeq, a predicted model, not a curated record
CCAACCCAACACCGCUUCUUUAUAUACUCGCUCACAACUCACGCCUUUCCCAUAAUCUCAUAGCGAUCCAUAUCGCUUCGCGGCUCACGGCUACGCGAAACCUAUUCUCGAAUCUAACUAUUGGGUUUUCUUUCUUCUGUUUCAUAAAUCAAUCGCCCCGAUUUUCAUUUUCUGUUUCUUUCGAGGGUUUUUGUCGCUUUAGUUUCUCGACAUGGCUUCCUCAUCAAUUGUGAUCAAGGUUAAGUUUGGGGAAACACUUCGACGCUUUAGUGCACUUGUUCAUGACAAGGAACUUGCUCUUGAUGUUGUCAUGUUGAGGGCGAAGAUCCGCAGUCUAUUUGGCUUUGAUUCUGAUGUUGAUUUCACUCUCACUUAUGUUGAUGAAGAUGGCGACGAGGUUACUCUUGCUGAUGAUGAUGAUAUCCAUGAUGUUGUGCGCCAGUCUCUGAAUCCGUUGAGGAUAACUGUGAAGUUAAACAAUGGCAAGUCUGAUGAACCAAGUGGGACUUCUACUCCCCUGAGAUCCUUGAAUUCUGGUGUCUCUGAAAUUCUGAAAUCUGURCCUGAGCCCUUUCGCKAUGUGCUUGCUAAACUKCCCCUAGAUUUGGCAUCUAAAGCAUCAUCUUCUGCUCCCGGGAUUGCUGAGCUUGUGGAAAAGCUCACAAAAACAUACUUGAAUCAGCUUUCUGACCCUAUUGCUAGCCCAAAGGCMCCCACCCCUGGCGAWGGUUCAGCAACCGUUAAUGGCSAAAAGGRUAAGAAUUCUGAAUCAUCGAACGUUAAUGGUCGAAAGGGUAAGACUUCUGGACCAUCAGUUGUGAAGGACAGUAAGGUUCCAGUGGACCCUGAACUUAUAAAAUCCAAAUCGAAGAAGAAAGAAGAGCAGGUUCAAAAGGUGAAUGAAGGUGUGAAGUUCAAAGAUGUUCAGCCCCCAAGAGCGGUUGAUCUUAAUGUUCCUUACUUUGAUUAUGAAGCUUUUCAGACYCCAUUUAWUACCAACAAGGGUGUGGAAGGGUCUAAUGGCCGAACUUAUUCCCAAGUUGUAUCUGAUCUUCCUUCCAUGAAAAACAAAGACACCACUGAUGGUAGCUCUGAAAAGAAGAAUGCUGGUUUUGCUGCACCCUGUCUUGAUUAUCUGAAGCAAUAUAUUCAGGAUCAUAACGUGACUGAGAUGGGUGGUCUGUCAUCAGCUGACAUCCCAAAAGCUACUGAUGAUUAUUCUGGCAGUUCGUCGGGCUGGGCUCAGGGCAUGUUGAAUGCAACUAAUCAAUGCCCAUUUUCAGGAAUGCCAUUACCAAACGACCUUAGUUUGCAUGCUUAUCAACCUUCUCGUGGUCCUUGGAGGAGAAGCUAUAACCAUGGUAAUGGCAUAGGCAAUAUAUUUCACAGGGGGGUUCGUUGCGAUGGUUGUGGUGUUCAUCCGAUAACUGGGCCUCGGUUCAAGUCCAAAGUGAAAGAAGAUUAUGAUCUGUGCAGCGUUUGCUUUGCUGGAAUGGGUAAUGUUGCUGACUACAUCAGACUGGAUCGCCCUGCAAAUCUUGUAAGGCAUCAUAUGCCUUUCAAGGGGUUUCAUGAUCCGUCUCUUCGGAUUCCACCUCCAACUCUGCCUCAUGCUUUGAGAGCUCCUGGGACAAAGCUUCCUCGGUCUAAGCUUGAUAGCCGCUUCAUUCUUGAUGUUAAUGUUCUUGAUGGUACCCUCAUGGCUCCAUUCACUGCAUUCACCAAGAUUUGGAGGAUGAGGAAUAAUGGUACCGUCAUCUGGCCCCGUGGCUCGCAGCUUCAAUGGAUUGGUGGAGAUAGGUUGAGCAAUUCACGCUCUGUUGAGAUUGAGAUUCCAGCAGAUGGUCUGCCUGUGGACAAGGAACUUGAUGUUGCAGUUGAUUUUAUGGCUCCAGAACUUCCUGGCCGAUACAUUUCUUAUUGGAGGAUGGCAUCUCCAUCUGGGCAGAAGUUUGGCCAGCGAGUUUGGGUCUUGAUUCAGGUUGAUACUUCCAUGAAAGAUUUGGGUGAAACAUCGAUCAAUCUGAAUCUGCCUCCUGUUAUGAGGAACGCUGAAGUGGUUGAUCAGAAUCAGGUGAUGGAUAGCAAUGGUGUUCUUCCUGAGAACAAUUUCAUUAGGGUGACGGAUUCUGAAGAUUGGCAACCUAAGGAUCAGGAGAUGAAUUUUCCCAUCAAUGACACCUUGAUUAUAGAUAAUAAUAAUAACAAGAAGGAUGGAGAGUCGAGCACUGGUGCUGAUUCUCCUCCUCCACUGGGACCUCUUGUCUCUUCGCUUCUUUACCCAGACAUUGCUUCUGCUACUAGUUCUCCUCCAGUUGGACCAGCUGUUUCUUCGGCUUUAUAUCCUACAGUAGGAGGAGCUGAUACCGGUUCAUCUCCGGACCAGAUUAUUUAUCCUGGCAUAGAGUAUUCUGAAGCGGGUCCUAGUGCACCAUCCCCGACAGCGGCAGUGGUGGUGCAGCCAUCUGGUUCUGCAAGUGCAGAGGUGGCUGAUGAUCGGGAGUCGGCUCUUCUGAUGGAGCUGGAAGAAAUGGGAUUCAGACAGGCGGAUCUGAACAAAGAAAUCUUGAGGACCAACAAUUAUAAUCUGGAGAAAUCAGUGGAUGAGCUUUGUGGUGUUUCGGAGUGGGAUCCAAUGCUCGAGGAGUUGCAGGAAAUGGGUUUUGCAGAUAAUGAAGCAAACAGGAGGCUGUUGAAGAAGAACAAUGGAAGCAUCAAGGGUGUGGUGAUGGAUCUCAUCAAUGGAGAAAGGGCUUAAAUUAAUUAUCAAGUAAUGAAGAUAUAUGAAUAAGGUGUUGCCAAGACUUGGUACAUGCCAUCUGUGGUCACUUGUUUCGAACUUGGUUUAGCGUGGGUGUCUGUUUGGGGUGUGUGUGUGUGUCUGUUUAAGCUUUGUUUAAGUGGGUCUGGUUGUUGGUUUAUGGAACUUGGAUGCUAUUAUGUAUAUAAGAUGGCUUUAUAAUUGUGCUGUUGGCCAUUGC